AUGCUCAAACUGAUACUUUGCGAGUGGAUGAAUCGACACCUUGACCAAGCGCAUGCAUACUUGAAUGAAUGUCAAGUUAAACUCAAUGAAAUUUACAAUCAAACCAAUCCAUUUGCCGAAGAGGGCGAGUGUUACUCGCAGGCAUUUUUUGAGCAGCAGUGGGUUCUUGAGCGCACCUACUAUCGUGAUCGAAACAAUGAAAAAGUUGAGCAGAAAUUAGAACUAGGCCGUUUGCUUACAUUAGAAGAAGACCUAAAUGCAGCUUGGGAAACUAUUCCCAAUACACCCGAGGAUACACUGGCACGAGUGAAUAGAAUCAGUGAAACUCGGGCAAAAGUAGAGCAACAGCGUCAACGCAUUGGAGCCGAUCAAAUUCUUGAAGGGGUCACCCGCGCCCAUGAGGGUUUAUUCUUGAAAGUCUGGUGGGCCAAAACAGAUUUGAGGCGCAAAUACCUGGCCCUGCUUGAGGAGAAGCGACCACUGGAUGCAGUGCGGAUGGGUACAGCUUCAAAGCUAGGCACCGAUGGGAAAGAGCGCCUGAUAGCUUCGAUUCGCAAAAAAACACAUGCACUACAAGCUGUGGUCAACACUUACAACCGUCAUCUUGACGCUUUCCAUGUCGCUUUCCCCGAUCGACCUAUCCUGGAGAGAGCAGUUUACGACUCAAUACUGCGCAUGGAACCUGAUGAUAUAUUCUGGAAGGAUGGCGUUUUCACGAACCACGAAGAACCGUGGGCCAUUGAUCCUGACACUCAAGAUGGUAUGAGACUUGUUGCCCGCCAGCAGCGAGCACGUGAGGAGGCUCGUCGAAUAGGUCGGGAGAUGCGUAGGGCAAUCCGCUGGGCUGUCACAGAGCACCAACGGAUUAUCCCUUUGAUGUUCGGACUAGCGACAGAAUCGGAAUGGGUCAAGACUCGACUUCAGCCUGUGUUGAAUCAUCCAAUGCUGCAAACGCUAUCGCUCGAGGAUCAAUUGGAUUGCAUGAAAGCCAUUCUACACAACCACUUCAUCCUCUUAUCCAGACUGCAACUUGAAUGGAACAAAAAUGUCGAGCAUAUAAUUUCCAACACAGGUCCUUACGAGAACGAUGCUGAUCUCUUGAGAGAUUGGAACGAACAGGUGCUCCGGUUGUCCUUUCUAAAACAAACCGGUAACUUAUCCAUGGUCUCCGGGGACUUUGAAAAUGCCAUCGGUAACAGCUUGGACAACAUUGAUGAAUCAGUGAUGCGUGAUUUUCUGGCUCAAGAGUUUGAUGCAACCGCCGGUCCGACAAAUACGCACAAUGAGAACGACCCCAAUGAUGAUGCUUUCAACCUUCCUGCAAACAUACCCGGCCAACCCAACACGGGUCUGAUCGGGCCAGAUGAUUUUGAGAGGGCCCUAGAGGCAGAUGAACUGGAUCAUAUUUUUGUAGCAAACCUUCAAAUCAACUAA
This is a messenger RNA of Puccinia triticina, 1434 nucleotides long. RefSeq lists its product as uncharacterized. The transcript is spliced from 4 exons. Bases 1 to 1434 code for a protein of 477 amino acids. The record is from RefSeq and is a predicted model, not a curated record. Lineage: Eukaryota; Fungi; Basidiomycota; Pucciniomycetes; Pucciniales; Pucciniaceae.